AUGGACUGGACAAUCGAAGCCGCAAGGAUGAAAGAUCAGAAACCGGCAGGUGGAUCUAGAUCUAUUGUGGAAUCUUUAAAUCAAUUUAAUAAUAUUGAUAAUGAAUUUAAUAACGAAAUCAAUUCAAAGAUUAAUAAUUCUUUAAAUUGGCUCUACGAUAUCCAACAGAAUCAUGUAUCUGUAUUAUUGUCACCUGAACGAACAGAAAAUUUGAAGCAGAAGGAUAAAGAGAAUGAUCAACCAAUUUUAACAAAUGAUAACGAUUUCACACCAAAGAGACCAAUUAUUGAUGAUACUCCUUUAGAGGUGACUCCAUUAUCAUUAAGACAACAUAAAGAUGUGAGUACUGAACACCAACUUCAUUCAAAUAACAAGUCAACUCAUGAGACAAAAUUGUCACCUUGGUCACCAUAUAAAGUAGAUCAAAGUUUGAAAAGGACAAAUAAACCCAUAGAUGAGACUGAAUCAGAAUCAAUUGUUACUAAUACCGAUGAUAAGAAUGAUAAUACAUCUAAGUUUACUAUGAUGUCAUUGAAUUCUACUUCCUCUGUUACUACAACUACAAAAGUUGAUAAUACAAACAAUAAUAUUGCACAUAAUAUCAAUAACACAAUCUCCACUACCAUCGCAACGAAUAAAUCUCCUAAUGUAACAUUAACAAGAAUGAGAAGAAGAUCAAAUAUGUUUGUACCAAUGCCAAAAAAGGAUCCACUUACAGUUCAUGACUCCAUUAAACUUAAUCAAAAUCAUACAUUUUCUGGAUCAACAUUGAAAAUUAAGAAACAAACAAAUCUAUCUCCAAAGAAUCUUUUGAAUUCUAAUAAACAAAUAAAUAACAAUCAAUAUUCAAGAAGUACCCAAAGCCCCAUUGGCUCGAGAAAUGUUUUUGAUAGACUAUCCUCUACAUCAACUCAGUCAUUCAAUAAAAAAAUCACUAACAAAACUCAUAUCAUGAACAAAAAGCAUACUACAUCUUCAAUAGAUCUAUCUGGUUCGCCAUUAAGAAGGAACACAAGUUCAAGAUAUACUAGCGACAGCUCUAGAAAGAAAUUAUUCGAGCACAACAAUUCCAAUUGGCAAGUCAGGGAAACUUUAAAGAACAUAUUUUCUGUCGAGACUGAAAAUUCUGAAAAAAUUACAAAGAGGGAUCAACAACCAAGGAAUAACGUUAGACGUUCUCUGAUACCAACAUUAAAUAAUAGAAAAUUAUCUUUAGGGAAAGAUAAACGUCAUUCAAUAAAUAUUGGUAGCAAUGGUAAUGGAAACGGUACAAACUCUUCUCAGAAUAAUGAUAAGAAUUUAUCAAUUAUAGGUGAGGAGAAAUCAACAAGAGUAAAAGAAUCCUCUACUUCUACUAUUCAAGAAAUACCACAGAACCUUAACAAAUUUCAAAGUAACGAUCUAGAAGAUACAAAAAGAGAACAAGUGAAAAGAGAUAAUGAUCAUAGACUAACAAAAUUUCAAUUAUUACGAUCUGAGGAACCCAACAAGCAAGAUUUGAAAAAAAAAUUAAAUAAAAGAUUAUCUGAAGUUAUGAAAACACAACAAGAAUCUGAAAAACAAAAGAGAGAUAAACAGAAAAAAAUGUUAACAAAUGAUUUAUCAACGAAACCUAGGGGUAAAAAUUUCAGUGAAUUUAAAAGUUUUGGAACGACACAUAAAUUAGGAAAAACAAGAAGGAGUAAUACAUUCAACAAUAUGAGCCAAGCAUCUGAUAAUGAAGAUGUUUCAUUAUUAAAACAACGAAAUACCUUCGAUACGAGGAAUAUCCUGGACGGAUUAAAUACUGAGGAUUAUAGAAGACGCGUUGGUGAUUCUCUUGAUGGAAAUUCAAUCUAUGAGGGAAAUCCGAGGGAGAAAGAAGCUCCCGGUAACAUGACUCUUCCAGAAAUAUAUUCAGAUUCCGACCAAGAAGACACAAGCACAUUAACUGAAUGGGCUCGAGCACCGUACCUUCAAGAACAAUUACGGCAGCAACAGAACUGGGAUUUCAGGAAAAUUUUUGGUCCCGUGGCACCUUUGCAUAUUGAUGAGAUAUUUAACAAUUCUAGGUUAAAUAAAUUCAAACCCUCAUCAAAUCUAGAAAAAAAAUGA
This is a messenger RNA of Maudiozyma barnettii, 2094 nucleotides long. It is a transcript of the gene SLI15, whose product is annotated as Sli15p. The coding region runs from base 1 to 2094 and encodes 697 amino acids. The record is from RefSeq and is a predicted model, not a curated record. NCBI's taxonomy places the organism in Eukaryota, Fungi, Ascomycota, Saccharomycetes, Saccharomycetales, Saccharomycetaceae. The transcript has a single exon.